This is a messenger RNA of Lingula anatina, 3669 nucleotides long. RefSeq lists its product as uncharacterized. The record is from RefSeq and is a predicted model, not a curated record. Gene Ontology annotation, molecular function: protein binding. Lineage: Eukaryota; Metazoa; Brachiopoda; Lingulata; Lingulida; Lingulidae.
GUCGUGAAAACGAGGCGAGUAGUGUCUGAAUGAAAACUUCAGGAAAAUUGUUGGGGAGAACUGUGUUUGUUUGUACUUGUUCGAUCUAUGUUAGAAGUACAAGGGCAUUUUCUUAAGACAUGACAGAGGGUGACUGAGGAAAGGUUAGAAGGGUUUGGUCAGUCCAUUGCCUUGUGUGUCGUGUGGAUCAGUUGCUAUGUCCCGUCAUGGUCUCUGUCUGUCAAAAAACACCCGAGUUGCUCCUGUAUACCAGGAGGAGAUGUUGGAAGAGGAGGAGGAGGGGGGAAGUCAGCAUGAAGCAUUACAAACAGGGGUGAUUAGAAAGCCUCUCUUUGAAGUAGCCGUAAUAGCUAGUGAACAUUUGCAAAAAAUGGCUGCUGGGCCAUUUGACCGCACCAGCCCAGUGCAGCCCGAGGGCUCGACAACUAAAAUGCAUGCUGCUGCAGUGAAUGGGGACAAGGCUACCCUAGCAAGAUUACUGACUUCCAAUGCAAAGGAUAUAGACACAGGAGAUCAGUUUGGCCGUACUCCUCUAAUGUUCUGUGUGCUGGCAGAUAGACUAGACUGUGCGGAGUUAUUGUUAAAAGCUGGAGCACACCUGGACAAGAAGGACAAGGGAGGGAGAUCAGCCUUACACUGGGCAGCUCAUAAGGGCAACUUCCGAUGCAUGAAGCUGCUGUUAUCCAAAAAUGCCAACUGGAAGGAAAAGGACAAUGAAGGUCAAACUGCCCUUCACCUGUGCACCCGACACAAGUCUCCAAAAUGUUUGGCUCUGCUCUUGAAGCAAGUGGCACCUGGAGAGGUAGAUGACCAGGACAAAAAUAAGAGGACAGCUCUUCACUGGAGUGCAUCUUAUGGAAAUCUAGAGCACAUCAAGAUGCUUAUAAAGCAGGAUGCAAACAUUGGUAUUCCUGACGUUGAAGGCAAGACACCCCUCCACUGGGCGGCUAGCAGUAGAGAUGCUGAAGCCGUCAGCUGUGUAAACUUACUCUUAGACAUGGCAGGGAGUGUCAUCAACUGGCAGGAUUAUGAGGGAAGAACAGCACUACAUUUGGCAGUGGCAGAUGGAAACUAUGCUGUGGUUGAUGCUUUGAUCUCCCUUGAGAAGUGCAAUGUUUCUGCCUUAGACAACAUGUUCAGGACGCCUCUGCAUUGGGCAGCAGUAUUAGGUCAUUCAAAAAUUGUGGAGCUUCUUCUGUCAAAGAAGGCUGAUUAUGCCAGUUCAGAUUCUAAUGGCGCCACUCCUCUCCACUAUGCAGCACAAAACAACUUUGCGGAUACAGUGGAAGUGUUCCUGCGUCACAAGGGUGUGACUGAUGAGCCUGAUGUCGAAAGAAGAACAGCUUUCAUGUGGGCCUCUGGAAAGGGAGCAGAUGAUGUGAUCAAGGUCUUUAUCAAGUAUGGGGCUGACCUACAACAGGUGGAUAAAAAUGGAGGAACUGCAAUGCACGCUGCUGCUCUAUCAGGCCAUGUGACCACAGUGAAUCUGUUGCUGGAGUACAAAGCCCCCAUAGAUGCAGAGGACUUGGUGAAGCACACCCCGUUAUUUCGUGCAUGCGAGAUGGGACACACAGAUGUGGUCCAAACACUGAUUGACUAUGGUGCCAAAGUAGAAAUUUAUGAUCAGGAUGGGAGAUCUCCAUUGCACUGGGCUGCUCUUGGUGGUCAUGCCUACAUCUGUCAGACUGUGAUCAAGUAUGGCAUUGAUCCCAACAUCAGAGAUCACUCUGGGCGUACACCCUUGCAGUGUGCUGCCUAUGGUGGUUAUGUGAACUGUAUGUCUGUGUUAAUAGAAAACCAGGCAGAUCCUAACGCACAAGACAAUGAGGGUAUGACAGCUCUACACUGGGCUUGUAGUAAAGGACAUCUAGACGCUGUUAAACUGCUACUAGAAUUCCAUGCCUUCCCAAAUCACAUGGAAUUUACUGAGGACAGGUACACUCCUCUGGACUAUGCGUUGAUGGGAGAGCAUCGUGAGGUGUCCCAGUUUAUGAUUGAACAAGGAGCAUUGUCUAUCAACGGAAUACAAGAACUAGCUGCUUGUAAAAUACAGUCCAAUUUUCGAGGGUAUAGAGUCCGCAAAACUUUCCUGGAGAGGAAGAAGUUGUUAAUGAAACAUGAACAGUUGAGGAAGGAUGCUGCCAAAAAACGUGCUGAAGAAGAAUAUCGAAGAAAAGAAGACAUAAGAAACAAGAGAGAAGUAGAAGAAAGGAGGAAAACUGAAUUAGGGGAAGGACACAGUAAAUCAUCAAGAAGGAAAAGAGAGCCUCAGUUAUCAGAGGAGGAGAGAAUUUUAUUACUAAAUAAACAAAACAGACAGAUUGUCUCUAAAGAAAGAGAUAGACUUUCAGAAUUCAGAAGGAAAGAACAUGCUGCUAGAGUAAUUCAGAGAGCUUGGAAACAUUAUGUGUUUCGCUUCAAAGGAGUCAUGAAGAGUGCUGCAGAUGCCAUUAAGUCUAAGAGGUUAAAAGCUGGUGAAGAGGAGUGGAAGCGACAAAUUGCAGCUCUCACAAUUCAGUUAGCAUGGAGAAAAUUUUACAGAAAGAAGUUACUGACAUCCUUGACCGGCAAGAGCAAACGUGUGCUGCAUAUGUGGGAUCCAGAAGUGGUAGCAGCUAAACAGCGGAUGUUGAUGGAACAAAUUUACACUGAGCAUAUAGAGGCUGUUCAGUGGUUUCCAAGGUUGGAGGCACCUGUCAGACCUCUUUGGUUCAAGUAUAUGCCAUCAGCAGCAGCUCUGUCCUUCAAUUUUGCUGUGGAUCAGUAUGACCCAGAGCUGCUGGAGAGAUCUAAGACCCAGAUGGAGUUUGAAGAUGACUUGCCUUUUGGCUUACAAGAGGACUUUCGGAAUAUUCAUUUAUCUGGAAACCCACAGCACUUCUCCUACAACAUGUAUGAAGUAUGAUGAACAGGUUUUCUAAUGGUUUAUUAACAAAAGCAAGUGAGGACAGGCACUUUUAACUCCAGGGCGCCAUGUUUUUUAGCUGUUGCUAUCCUUACAGAACCUGGACAUAAAAGCACUCCAGUGGCUUCAGUUGAUUGUUGUCGACAGCCACACACUGCAAAUUAAUGUUCAUGAAAUUCCUCUUGGAACAGCAAUCACAGAAAAAAAUUGACAGUUGCCAACUGCAUUUCUUCAUGUGUGUUGCUGCUGAGUAAUAUACAUUUGAAGGUUGAAUAAGACACAAUGUUCAACCUCUGUAUGCAUUGUCUCAAAAAUACUGCUGAGUCACGAUGGAGAUUAUGCAGGUUAUAUCUAUAUUAUUAUAUACAUUGACAAUUAUAAGGUGUAUAAUAGUCCAAUUAAUUUCUUUGAUGACCUACUGUUGGCUCAUUAUGGAGGCUGAGAUGAAAUGCUGGCAAAUGGUCUUGUCUAAGAACACUGCUGGAUCAUUACAAACCUCAUUAUUUUAGCAUUAGAGAAUGUCUAAAAGUAUGUGAAUGUGUUGAAAGUGCAUCUAUGCAUCAGUGACAAAUCCUGAAACCAUGCAGGAAAAGUGCCAUUGUACACUUUCAAGAUCCUAUUAAUUGUGGUAAAUACAUGCUCAGCUAAAUGUGAGAAAAAAGAUGAAGUGCUUCAAAAGGAGAUUAAUAAAGUGCUUCAAAAGGUGAGAAAUUUUACGUCAGAUUUUUUUAAAUGUGUAUUCAGAUAUACUGUAUAUUUUAAAA